AUUAUAUAAUUAUCAAUCUUUACAAAUCGUUUGAAGACUUUUUCCAUUAUUCUGGUGAGUGAUACAGUCCAUUGUUUCCAGAUUACACCAUGUUUUAGACGUAUACUUAAAUGCAUCUUAUAAAAUACAUUGGUCUGAAAUAAUGCGAAGUAGUUUCAUACUGCACUGAGUAGAGAGUUACCACCAUAGAGAUGAUUACAAUACCUAUUCUCCUCUAUCUGAGCUCUUUCUUGGUCAUAAAUGGGGAACUUUCUUUACAAAACAGCGUAACGACCGAGAAAUGCAAGUAUUCUGACGUGAAGCAAGAACUCGAUGCUGUCCGACAGUUACUAAACCAGGAAACCUUGAUUCGAAUGUCGCUUGAGAGAACUUUAAAAGAUUUAACAAAAGAGGUGGAAGAGUGGAAGAAGACAAAUGAUUGCGUCAAUAAAACGAUCACUCUGGAUUAUAAAAGCAACUAUGAUACAAGAACAAGUACAAAUGGAACUCCAACUUAUGUGAGAUGGGGGAAAAGUACCUGCAGCAAUGGAUCAACUUUAGUUUAUGCUGGACAAGCUGGUGGGACAAUGUACAAUGCAAAGGGAGGAGCCGCUAAUCCUUUAUGUCUAACAUUUGAUGUGUUGUGGGGAAACCGAAAAAAACCCUCAGAGUUUGCCAAUUUGCAUGGUGCAAAAGAAUUAUUACUGUCAAUUAAAAACAGGUACACACAUACUCAUGAUUCCUGGAAGAAAUCGGUGUCUACAGGGGUGGACAGAAGAGUAUCACGGAUAUCUAUCAUCAGAGAGUCACUCCAGUGGCACAUCACGUGGGUUCUACACGUGCGUGGACGACAACCCCGAGCAGAUUAUGGGAGGAGGGACAAGAAAUGA
Molecule: messenger RNA, 869 nt
Organism: Saccostrea cuccullata (small rock oyster)
Lineage: Eukaryota; Metazoa; Mollusca; Bivalvia; Ostreida; Ostreidae
Exons: 4
Coding region: 192-869 (225 amino acids)
Source: RefSeq, a predicted model, not a curated record